Molecule: messenger RNA, 2418 nt
Organism: Electrophorus electricus (electric eel)
Lineage: Eukaryota; Metazoa; Chordata; Actinopteri; Gymnotiformes; Gymnotidae
Gene: ace2
Product: angiotensin I converting enzyme 2
Biological process (GO): proteolysis
Cellular component (GO): plasma membrane
Molecular function (GO): metallopeptidase activity; peptidyl-dipeptidase activity
Source: RefSeq, a predicted model, not a curated record
AUGUUUGUCUGGUGUCUCUUGGUUUUGGCUGUAGCCCCUGCGGCCUCUGCUCAGACCACGGAAGACAGAGCCAGAGAGUUUCUGAAGAAAUUCGAUGAGGAUGCGACCCGGCUUAUGUACCAGUACUCUCUGGCAUCAUGGGAGUACAACACAAACAUCACAACCGCCAACUCAGACAAACUGGCGGAACAGGGAGCUAUCUGGAGUGAAUUCUACAGCAGAGCCUCUAAUGAGUCCAGUGCUUUCCCGAUCGAUCAGAUGACUGAUCCAGAGAUCCAGCUUCAACUCAGACUACUCCUAGACAAAGGGUCAGGAGUCCUGUCUGCUGACAAGGCCCGUCAUCUAAGCAGGGUCUUGAAUGAGAUGAGUACUAUUUAUGGCACAGGAACUGUGUGUAAAAUUGACGACCCUUUCGACUGUCAGACUUUGGAACCAGGCCUGGAAGCGAUCAUGGCCAACAGCAGGGACUACUAUGAGCGACUGCAUGUCUGGGAAGGCUGGAGGGUGCAGGUGGGCAAACGGAUGAGGCCCCUCUAUGAGGACUACGUGGAGCUGAAGAAUGAAGUGGCCAGGCUCAAUGAUUAUAAAGACCACGGAGACUACUGGAGGGCUAAUUAUGAAACCAUAGAUGAGCCCAAAUACAGCUACAAUCGAGACGAACUGAUGACAGAUGUGAGACGCAUAUACCAUGAGAUCAUGCCUUUGUACAAGGAGCUCCACGCUUACGUGAGGGCCAAGCUGCAGAAAACAUAUCCAGGCUACAUCGCCUCUGAUGGAGGGCUUCCUGCACAUCUGCUUGGUGAUAUGUGGGGGAGGUUUUGGACCAACCUCUAUCCGUUAUCGGUUCCUUUCCCAGACAAGCCAGAUAUAGACGUGACCUCUGAAAUGAAGGCCCAGGGCUGGAAAGAAAGGCGGCUGUUCGAGGAAGCUGAGACAUUCUUUAUAUCUGUGGGAAUGUUCGCCAUGUUCAGUAACUUCUGGACAAACUCGAUGUUGGUGAAACCUGAUGAUGGGAGCAGUGUGGUGUGUCACGCUACAGCAUGGGACAUGGGCAACAGAGAGGACUUCAGGAUCAAAAUGUGCACCAAGGUGAACAUGGAUGAUUUCUUGACUGCCCAUCAUGAAAUGGGGCACAACCAGUACCAGAUGGCCUAUCGCCACCUGCCCUACCUGCUCAGGGACGGAGCCAACGAAGGCUUCCAUGAGGCGGUGGGGGAGAUCAUGUCCCUGUCGGCCGCGACGCCAUCCCACCUGCAGUCCCUGGGCCUUCUGCCCCCUGACUUCACAGAGGACACAGAGACGGAGAUUAACUUCCUGCUGAAACAGGCUCUCACCAUUGUGGCCACGCUGCCCUUCACAUACAUGCUGGAGGAGUGGAGAUGGCAAGUCUUCCAGGGCUCCAUCCCCAGAGAGCAGUGGAUGCUACGCUGGUGGGAGAUGAAGAGGGAGCUGGUGGGAGUGGUGGAGCCUCUACCCAGAGAUGAGACAUAUUGUGACCCAGCUGCUCUUUUCCAUGUGUCUGGAGAUUAUUCCUUCAUCAGAUACUUCACAAGGACCAUAUACCAGUUCCAGUUUCAGGAUGCACUCUGCAAGGAAGCUGGCCAUACUGGGCCCCUUUACAAAUGUGACAUCACAAACGCCACUAAAGCUGGAAUCAAACUCAGGCAGAUGCUGGAGCUAGGCCGCUCCAAGUCAUGGACGCGGGCCCUGGAGCAGGUGUCGGCUCACACCAGGAUGGAUGCCCAGCCUCUGCUUAACUACUUCAGCACUCUGUAUGACUGGCUGAGGGUUGAAAACCAGAAGACCAACAAUCAUCCAGGGUGGAAUGUAGCUCAUGAUCCAUACUCUGAGAAUGCCAUUAAAGUGAGACUGAGUCUAAAAGCUGCAAUGGGGGAAAAUGCAUACCCAUGGAAUGGCAAUGAGCUGUACCUCUUCAAAGCCUCCAUGGCUUAUGCUAUGAGACAGUACUACUUAGAGACCAAGGGUGAAGAGGCCAAUUUCAUGUCAGAGAAUAUCUACACUUACAAAGAAACACCCAGAAUCUCCUUUUAUUUUGUGGUGACGCACCCUACCAAUGCAAGCAGGAUACUUCCAAAAGCAGAAGUAGAAGCAGCUAUCUGGACGUCUAGGGGACGCAUCAACGGCGUCUUUCAGCUUAAUGAUGCCACGCUGGAGUUCGAGGGGCUGCGGGCCACGCUAGCCCCGCCCACUGAGCAGCCUGCGAACAUGUGGUUGGCUGUAUUUGGCGGGGUGAUGGGCGUGAUUGUCUGCGCAGGGGCUUACCUCGUCAUCACGGGAGCCAUGACCAGGAUGAGGAAGGCCAAGAAGCAAGAGGAACCUGAAAACCCAUAUGUUGAAGCGUAUGAAGGAACUUCAAACCAGGCUUUUGAAAAUGAUAGUACACAAACUGGAUUUUAA